AUGGCCAGACCAGGCUCCAUGCUUCUCGUGGCACUGAUGGUGGUUUAUAUCUACAACGGUUCCGCCAUACCUGAUGACGAGUGCCCCGAUGCGUCUCCAGCGCGUGAGAACUGCGAGUUUGAUGAGGUUUGUGAGGAUGCGAGCUGCAGGUACAACCAGUACGUCACCUGCCACCUCAACCGCUGCGGGACGUGCGAGGCCGUGUUCCGCGGCUUCGACAACUUCACCGUCAACUGCGACCAGCUGACCCCCAAGUGCCGGCUGAUCCAGCUGGAGAUGCUGCACAAGAGCCGGACAGCCAGCCGGCAGCCGGGAGGGAGGAGAGCGGACGAGCUGUACGACCCCGAGUGCGAGCGCAACGGCACCUUCAAGGCCAAGCAGUGCGACGACUCCAACCAAUGCUGGUGUGUGGACAGCGCUGGGGUCAGGGUCACCGACAAGACCGGAGACGACCCCAAGUGUGGCCAACUCGUCCGAGUCCACCUAAUUCAGAUUGAUUUCAGCUUUAAGGUGGAGUUUGUCUUCCUGAAGAUGAAGGAAGCAGCAGUCCGCCGGAAAGUGGCCAUUAAACUGGUGAAAGAGUAUACCCUGAAGGUAACCCAGAUCCUGGAGAUCACGGUCCAUGAGUGGUCGGGGGAAAUCUGCAUCCGUCUGAGUGAGAACGGCACCAAAGACCCAGCCGACAUCUCCACCGUGGCGUACUACAUCGAGCGGGAUCUGAAGAUGAACAGGUUUGCGCUGGCAGUGGAUGGGAAGAGCCUGCAGGUGGAGAGGGAAUCUGUGCAGGUCUGGUUCUUCGACAACGAGCCUCCUCGAAUCAACAUGAAGACCAUCUCGCCGGGAUUCGCUGCCAUCAUCAUCAUCGUUGCUCUGGCCAUCCUCACGGGCAUUGCCGUGUUUGUUGUGGUGAGAAGGAGAGCCAGGGAGGACCGGCAGAGGAUCCAGUUUGAAGUGAUUGAGGGCCAGGAAAUGGAGGACCACCAGCUUUCCCAGAGGAUGGGUCCAGCAGCACGCUAACCCUCGAGAGAGAGACAAACUUCACCUAUGGGAAUCUUGGAAACAAGCUGGCUGCUCGUUGCACCCAGGAGCCUCUGUAACCUUGACAACGACCCUCGACCGCACCUUGC
Messenger RNA from Amblyraja radiata (thorny skate), 1127 nucleotides. Its product is annotated as epithelial cell adhesion molecule-like. The record is from RefSeq and is a predicted model, not a curated record. Gene Ontology annotation, cellular component: membrane. The coding region runs from base 1 to 1017 and encodes 338 amino acids. The transcript is spliced from 9 exons. NCBI's taxonomy places the organism in Eukaryota, Metazoa, Chordata, Chondrichthyes, Rajiformes, Rajidae.